UGGGUCGCCGCCACUGCCUCAGUUGGGCUUGCCGCUUGAUACCGGGUGGAGGUGUACGGACUCUCUGGCCAAACGGCCAUCAAAGCUUCAUUGGAUUUACGUUGCCAUCGUGACUUAGAAAUAUAUUAUGAACUGCGGAUGUGUGUUUUAGUCGUGUUGUAACACUUAAAAAAUCUGUUCUUGACUUACUUAAUUUUGGUAGUUCACAUUAUUGAACGAAAUAUAAAGGAUAAUCAAGUCUUGAGUUGCCUAGUUAUGCAAGUGUGACAGUUGUUGGAUGUCCUUAAAGAAAGUUCUGGUGUAGUGAUCUGGCCUCCACAUCCAUCAAGGAAUGUACACCAGCCACAGAACUGACAUCGCACCAGUAGUGACCAGUUCAACGCGCGCCCAGUGAGCAGUAGGCUGCCUCCCUCCACCAGACGGGUGUUACCGACGGCAUGAAAGGAAGGCUAACGCCCUAGCAGCAGCUACAGCAGCACUAGCACCAGCAGCAGCAACAGUGAGGCGAAGAGGAUGUGGGCGGGGGUGUGGGCGGUGUGGGCGGCUGCGGUGGUGGGCGUUACAGUCUUGCCCUCCACUGUGGCGGCGCUCUCUGGACCCAACGUGUGCACCAAGCAGGAGACGUUCACAAGUUAUGUAAAUGUGUCUUAUACAAAGGCUUACAGAGUACGGACCUACACGUACUGCUUCAGUCUUCCGCCCAAAUGUUCAAAGUACAAGAUAGCUUAUAAAACUUCUUUCAAAACUCAGAGCCAAACGAAGACUCGCACAGUGGAUGUGUGCUGUUCAGGCUUCACCAGAAUACCAGCUGAUGACCGAUGCAUCCCCAUCUGCUCACAGGAUUGCAUACAUGGGGUCUGCAUCAAACCUGACGAAUGUCGGUGUGAAGCUGGAUACUCUGGGCCCAGUUGUAACAUAAGUGACUGGGAGUUUGAUUAUGACCACAUCACAGUUCACAAUGGUCUAAUUCCAUGCUCUGGUCCUGAGUGUUAUUAUUCUUGUCCUGAGGGAAAAUGGGGCAUGGGAUGUGUUCAUGACUGCCCAUGUCUACAUGAAGGAAAAUGUGAUCCAUUGUAUGGCAACUGUUCAUGCCAUGCAGGAUGGAUUGGUCCUUAUUGUGAAGAAAAGUGUCAAGGAGGAUAUUAUGGUGUGGACUGCAAGGAUCGGUGUCGAUGUCAGAACAGCGGGACAUGUGAUCAUGUGUCCGGAGCCUGUCAGUGUCCACCAGGCUGGACUGGUCCCCUCUGUGAGAAAUCUUGCCCUGAGGGAACUCAUGGCACGGCUUGCAGCAACAAGUGCCAGUGCCAGAAUGGAGGCCACUGUGAUCCAGUUACAGGAAAAUGUCGAUGUCCAUCAGGUUGGACUGGAGAUGUGUGCGCCAACCCGUGUCCUCAGGGUACGUGGGGUCAUAAUUGCUCGGAACUGUGUGACUGUUAUAAUUCUGCAACAUGUGAUCAUAUAACUGGCCGCUGUAGGUGCCCUUCUGGAUAUGUGGGUAAUAAGUGUCAAGAAGAAUGUCCUCUUGGUACUUACGGAGUCAAUUGCACUGAAAGUUGCACCUGUCGCAAUGAAGCAACGUGUUCACACAUUAGCGGACGUUGCUUUUGUAAGGAUGGGUGGCUUGGAAGCAAUUGCUCUAUUCCUGCUUGUCCUGCUAAUCAGUACGGCCCAGGUUGCUCGCAUAUAUGUUCCUGUGAAAAGGAUAAUACAGAGAGAUGUCACCCUUGGUUUGGAAUUUGUGAAUGCAAGGCAGGUUGGGCCGGGGAAACUUGCACUAGAGCAUGUCCGUUUUACAAGUUUGGAGAGAAGUGUGCAAAGAACUGUCAAUGUAGAAAUGGUGCCUUUUGUGAUCCAGUUGAUGGAAACUGUAUAUGUGCUCCAGGGUAUAAGGGAGAGCAGUGUGGUGAGCACUGUCCACAAAAUCGAUACGGGCAGAACUGUGAUUUGAAGUGUCGUUGCAAAAACUCUAUCGGCUGUUCACAUGAAUCUGGGAAGUGUAUAUGUAGACCGGGUUGGGAGGGCCAGCAGUGCUCCCUCACGUGUCCACUAAAUGCUUAUGGAGGUAAUUGUACCAAGAUAUGCGAUUGCCAGAACAAUGGCUCUUGUGACCCGGUGUCUGGCAAGUGUACAUGUGGUCCUGGACAUUUUGGGGACAAAUGUGAGAAGACUUGUAAUCAAGGCUACCACGGGAUGGAUUGUGUCAACGUCUGUGCCUGUGUUGGUCCCAAUGUUGAAGGUUGUGAUCCAGAAACUGGCAGAUGCAUAUGCAAACCAGGCUUUAGAGGUGUCAGUUGUGAGUCUCAAUGCCCUCGCGGAUUCUAUGGGGAAUCGUGUACAAAGAAAUGUGAUUGUAAGAACAAUGGAUCGUGUAACCUUCAAACGGGAAAAUGCAUAUGCGAGCGAGGGUGGCAUGGUGCUGACUGCAACACACCCUGCAGACCUACCAAAUAUGGAGUGAACUGCAACCAAGACUGCCCAUCUUGUAUUCAUGGGAAUGGCACAUGCCAUCCACAACUGGGAGAAUGUGUGUGCGCAGCUGGUUGGCAAGGUUCUCGCUGCGAUCGUACCUGCCGUCCUGGCUUGUGGGGAUUCGGCUGUGCAAAUGAAUGUAGAUGUCGAAAUGGUGCAGAGUGCAACCAUGAAACAGGAGAGUGUCUGUGUCUUCCGGGAUGGCGAGGCGGAGACUGCUCGCAGCCGUGCCCUCCUGGGACCUUUGGUUAUAACUGCCUUCAGACAUGCCAUUGUCGCAAUCAUGCGUCGUGCCGUGGCAGUGAUGGCUUUUGUGAAUGCAAGCCUGGAUGGAUGGGACCUGGGUGCACACAGACAUGCCCGGAAGGUUAUUUUGGGCGCCAGUGUUUGAAUGUUUGUAAUUGUAGUACAGAGAGGUUCAUCUGUCACCCAGUCGAAGGCUGCAAAUGCAAAUAUGGUUAUGAAGGUGACAUGUGUGAUAUUUCCAUCACAAGUCCAAUAAUAAAAGAUAAAGAUCUGGUCUUGCCUAACACCUCAGGACCAAACAAUGCUGGACUUAUUGUUGGUGUUAUCUCCAUUAUUCUUAUCACCAUGGUUAUUGCUAUUACCAUUUACUACAGGCGGAGAUUGAUGCGAUUAAAGCGAGAGUUAGCGGUGGUUCAAUACAUUGCCGACCCAGCAGCUACAGAGCGCCCCAAGUCAAUUGAGACUAAAGAGAGCACAAAACUUCGUGCUGCCAAUAAGCUCUCACAAAAGUCUGGACAACCAGUAGCCAAAAGAUGGAGUUCUAUAGCAGACCAACAUCAUUUUGAUAAUCCUGUGUAUGCCUACCAAUCUGUGAGUAAGUCACAACCAAACCUGCUUGAGAAUGGCAAUUUAAACAACGGGGUCACUAUCAAGAAUAAUCUCUCACUCAAAGAUGACAAGAAUCGAGAGUGGGAGAAGCUAGGUACCUUCACUUUCCAUGAUGAUGCUUGUAGUUUAGGAGCUGUUGGGGGUCACUAUGACGUGCCGUCAACGCUACAAAGACAAGCUCGAGUAAAAGCAUUAGAAGCAGAUGCCACAAAUCCAAAUCUCAAUAUCUAUCAUUCUAUUGAAAGUUUAAAGGAUAACAGACUUGUGGAACACGUAUAUGAUGAAAUAAAGCAACGACCACUUCCCCCAAAAGAUCCAGAUGGUGAGUACGAUCACCUGACUUAUUCACGUCCAGUGGGUGAAGUGAAGCCGCACUACUACACUAUGGCAUCUCAGUUACGUCGUUCAGCAGACCAAUUGUCUGAUGAAAGCCCCACAACUGGUAGACCUCCUAUUGGUGCAAUGAUAAAACAACGUUCCGCACAUUCUUCGUCGUCAUCUAAUGAGCUGAAUAUUUCCCGCCCCGAAAUCAGUUUAGAUGAUUAUCCUUGCCUAGCUCAGAAUGGUGUUGAUGGUGGAGUGUCAAAAGUGAGCAACCUUAGUCCUGCUGCCAGUGAUGAUGAAUAUGCUAGGCUGAAAGUCAAUAAUCUCGAUGUUUCAGUGGAUUCUGGAAAACGAGGUGCUUAUGCAAAAUUUGAUGACUUUAAUGUUACCGCCUCCACAACCCUUGAGGAUUCAAACACUAAUCACAACAGUUCAGCAGAAACUGAGGUUUUAAACCCAGACAAAGGUUUAUAAAGUUUUCAAAGAAUCUGAAGAUAUGAAAAUGCAUGGUAAAUGAAAGAAAAUCAGUGCAAAAUAAACUAUAUUACCUGCCACCAUUCAUUGGAACACAUUAACAGACUGGUGGUUACUAAUACAAACUUUGAAGCAGCACCUAAGAAAUGCAGAUUUAACACCUUUUGAAAUAUUGUACUAUAGUUUGGGCCAUGGUGUAGUGUUGUGUAUACUGACUGUGCUUCUCGGAUGUUACCCCCUGGUCACUCACCUGUUAUUAUAUAACAAGUUAAAGACACAUUUGUGCAUCCCCCUUGUACAGAUUCGUAAAUGAUUUUUAUUAGUACAUGUUUGCGGGAGACAAUUUCAUUACAGUUAAGAAACAAAGUAGUGUCCAUCCAUAGUGAUAAUUGGUUGUGUAUAGAUAAUUUUCUGUGGCAAAAAAUCAUCACCUCUUCAUGGCCUUCAUAAAGCAUAAAAGAUGUUUUGUUGACAAAUAUCAGUGACAGAUCACAUGUUGAAUGAAUCUUGAGCAAAUGGACAAAGAUUGUUGUUGAUAUAUUGUGUGCGCGCGUGCGUGUUGUGCAGUGUUUUGGACACGUAAUAUGAAAAAUAAUUUUUUGUAACUGUCUGGAAUAGUUUGUUAAUUUUAACUGCUUUUGUAUAUACAUUUUUUAAACUAUUGUGAAAAUUUUUAUUGUUAAGCACAUGUUUUAAAUUAGUUUUACAAAGUGGGGCUGAGCUGCCUUAUGAAAUUUCAAAGAAAAUAAUUUUACAAAAUAAGGCUUGGCUGCCUAUGAAAAACUUGAUCAUUCCACAGCAUGUAUUGAAAGAUCUUAAGGACUGUAUAUUGAUAAUGUGGUUUUAAUCAUUUUAUUUUAAACCAGUAUGAAAUAGAAUAUUUUACUCAAAUUGUAUUGAUUUGUUUUUUAUUUAUAAAUUGUAUAAGUUUAUGAUGCAAAAAAUUAUUUAUGAAAUAGAUUUUUAACUGUUAAAUUUAAAUUGUUUACUUGAUAUUAAGCUACUGACAUUGAGGAAAACAUUUGGUGUGACAGUUUAUUUUAUGAAUUAUAUAAGAAAAUAAAUUGUGUGA
Procambarus clarkii (red swamp crayfish) is the source of this 5194-nucleotide messenger RNA. RefSeq names its product protein draper. The record is from RefSeq and is a predicted model, not a curated record. Lineage: Eukaryota; Metazoa; Arthropoda; Malacostraca; Decapoda; Cambaridae. Gene Ontology annotation, molecular function: scavenger receptor activity; protein binding.